This is a messenger RNA of Neurospora tetraspora, 1356 nucleotides long. Its product is annotated as serine/threonine-protein kinase 6. Gene Ontology annotation, biological process: mitotic spindle organization; regulation of cytokinesis; protein phosphorylation. The transcript has 3 exons. The record is from RefSeq and is a predicted model, not a curated record. The coding region runs from base 1 to 1356 and encodes 451 amino acids. Gene Ontology annotation, cellular component: chromosome passenger complex; kinetochore; spindle microtubule. Lineage: Eukaryota; Fungi; Ascomycota; Sordariomycetes; Sordariales; Sordariaceae. Gene Ontology annotation, molecular function: ATP binding; protein kinase activity.
AUGGCGGGCCAACCGAUGGAGUCACGCUUCGGGCGCAUGUCGAUACAUGACGAAAACAAUGAUCCAAGCGAUGGCGCUCGACUUCAGCAAAAGGCGAGAGAGCUCAAGUCAAAGGCAGGUCCCAGUCAAGUACCACACACGAGCGCCCCCGGCAGGCCGAAUCUCUUCAAAGUAGCCCUUCAAUCGCAAAGCGGCAAUACCGUAGUAAGCACCUCCGUCUCUGUUCCUUCGCAAGUCGCGCAAAGGAAGAAUCCGCCCAUCGUCCCUAGCGAACCUCGCUCACCACGAAAACCACAGAGAACCGUUCCCGUUGCCACGAAAUCCUCGACCGUUGUUUCAUCCGCCGCUCACAAGUCCACGACAUACGCCGGCAUCCGUAGAGUCGACAAUGAUGAUCACGAUGAACUUUCCCAGCCAAUGGCCUCCGCUAGCGUUUCUUCGACAGUUACAUCUACAUCCGAAUCUUCCUCCAGUGCCGGCUACGAUCAAUCGAUAUCCCCCAAACAGUUCCAUCUUGGCAUGUUCGAAAUCGGUCGACCGCUUGGCAAAGGCAAAUUCGGCCGCGUAUACCUCGCGCGGGAGCGCAGCUCCGGUUUCAUCUGUGCCCUCAAGGUGCUCUUCAAGUCGGAACUGCAACACGGCACCGGAGUCGAGAAGCAAGUGCGCCGCGAGAUCGAAAUUCAGUCGAACCUACGACACCCCAACAUCUUGAAGUUGUACGGACACUUCCACGACAGCAAGCGCAUCUUUCUGAUCCUCGAGUACGCCGGCAAGGGCGAGCUAUACAAGCACCUACGCAAGGAGAACCGUUUCCCCGAGUGGAAGGCAGCGCAGUACGUUGCGCAAAUGGCCUCGGCGCUCAAAUACUUGCACCGCAAGCACGUCAUCCACCGCGAUAUCAAACCGGAAAACAUUCUGGUGGGCAUCCACGGGGAGAUCAAGAUAUCGGAUUUUGGCUGGAGCGUGCACGCGCCCAACAACCGGAGACAGACGCUCUGCGGAACGCUGGAUUACCUGCCGCCAGAGAUGAUCCGGAGCGGGUCCAAGGAUAACUGGUACAAUGAGAAGGUGGACUUGUGGAGCUUGGGCGUGUUGACCUACGAGUUUCUGGUCGGCGAGGCACCGUUCGAGGAUACACCGAUUAUGACACAGAAGAGGAUUGCGAGGGCGGAUAUGACGAUUCCCGAGUGGGUCAGCAAGGAGGCGAAGGAUUUGAUUAAGAAGUUGCUGGUACUCGAUCCGGAGAAACGUCUUCCUUUGGAGGAGGUUGAGAACCACCCUUGGAUCUUGAAGCACUGCGUCAAGGGAGAAAGGGCCGCGAACCGGGAGAAGAUGGCGAGCAAAAUGGGCAACUGA